This is a messenger RNA of Drosophila bipectinata, 1581 nucleotides long. RefSeq names its product glycoprotein-N-acetylgalactosamine 3-beta-galactosyltransferase 1. Lineage: Eukaryota; Metazoa; Arthropoda; Insecta; Diptera; Drosophilidae. Gene Ontology annotation, cellular component: membrane. The record is from RefSeq and is a predicted model, not a curated record. Gene Ontology annotation, molecular function: N-acetylgalactosaminide beta-1,3-galactosyltransferase activity.
CGGCAAGGCGCGAAGACGUCUCAGUGCUGGAUCAUACAAUUACAAAGCGGAAAGCUAACGUCAAUCGAAGAAAAGUGCCGGAGAAGUCACAUAAUUGGUCUGCAGUCAAAGACCCUAGGCAGGUGACAGAAGGCAGCGAUUUGAAACGGACCUAAUGCGAUUGCAACGCCUGAGGAAAACGUUGGAAAUGCUAUCCAAUUUACCAUUUACUAAAUUGCGAAUCGUAUUGAACUUACAAAAAUUGUGACUUACUAUUGCAACAUAGCAUAACUGAGCGUUCGAGUCUGGGAGCCCGAAGGUCAACCGCAUCUUUACAAGCUUUCGUGUCGCCGUCCGCGUCUGCGUCACUGCCUCAAGAAUGUGUUAAUUCGGAAUUUUGAAGACAACAACAAAGACUGCUACCAAAACCAGCGACAUCAGUUUGCCGACAAAAAACCCAGUUAAAAGAAGAGCAAUAUGCAAGCAUUGAGACAAAUCCGCAAACGUAUGGAGUUGCUCCUGAUGCUGCUCAUUGGCGUGGCUUGGGGCAUUAUUUUGUCGGAGCUGAUGCGUCGUACCCGUUGGCAGUUUGCUGAUAGCUUUCUGCAGGCUAGAGGUCACUUUCCCAGCAGCUUCAGAACUAGGGACUGCCACACAGCGCCAUCCACAUCCGUCUCUACCAUAACUCCUACAAAUAUGAGUGUUCCUCUAGCCAGUCGGCUUUUCAACGAGACCCGCAUCCUUUGCAUAGUGCCCAGCAGCCCACAGACCCAUCUAAGCCGGGCCAUCCAUAUUAAACGCACUUGGGGAUCGCGUUGCAACAAGCUAAUCUUUAUGAGCACCAAGGAGGACAAGACACUGGGGGCCGUAGACCUAAAGGUCAAGGAGGGCAACUCAAACCUAUGGGGAAAAGUUAGGGCAUCACUGCAGUAUGCCUACAAAAAUCACUUCCAAAACUAUGACUGGUUCCUAAAGGUUGAUGAAGAGACUUAUGUGGUCAUGGAAAACCUUCGCUCCUUUCUAUAUCCCUAUAGUCCAAUGGAACCUGUUUACUUUGGCAAUAAAUUUCGCAGUCCACAAGUAAAAAAGGGCUACAUGUCGGGUGGAGCUGGUUAUGUCUUAAGCAAAGAGGCCCUUCACAGGUUCAUGAAAUUCGGGUUUAGUAAUGGCAGUAUCUGCAGUAACCGCAGCUAUGGAUACGAAGACGUUGAGCUGGGACGCUGUCUACAAGCGGUGGGUGUGGUGGGUGGUGACUCCCGUGAUGAUCAUGGCUUAAACCGCUUUAUACCAUACUCCCCUCUUCAGUCGUAUCCCAAACCACCAGAGUGGUAUCCGCCUUACCCCUAUUACAAAUUGGCCAAUGUAACCACCGAUUGCUGUUCGAACUCGGCGAUAACUUUUCACUACAUUUAUCCCAACGAUUUAUAUGUUCUGGACUAUAUUAUCUACCGACUCAAAACCUUUGGAGUACCCAAAGAUCUGGAGAAAAUGCCUGUUAAAAGAUUAAUGAAAAAUGAAAUGGAAAAAUGGAGAAACGACUUGCCCACCGAAGGGAAAAUUACAAUUAAACUAUUUCCCGGGACAUCCCAGAAUACAACCUAG